CUGGCUUAGCCUUAGAUUCAAGGAUUUGGCAUUGAAGGAGCUAUAAAAGCGUGGCCCUGCCGCUCAGGAACCUGCUGCACUCCUUUUGUAAUGCUCUGCGUCCACUGAGCCAGACCCCUCAGACAGGGCCCUCAGCUGCAGAUAUGGCUGUGUUUCUGUUACUGUGUGUGUUUUUUGCUGUGGGUCUGGCUUUGUUGGCGCUGCAGUUGAAGCUCAGGAUGUCUGUGCACGGCCCUCAGGAACCCCCUCGCCUUCCAUCACUCCCAUUGAUCGGCAGUCUCCUGAGUUUGCGGAGCCCACAUCCUCCUCACCUGCUUUUCAAAGAACUACAACGGAAAUAUGGACAGACCUACUCUCUGAUGAUGGGCUCCCAUUGUGUCGUCAUCGUCAACCACCACACACACGCCAAAGAAGUGCUGAUGAAGAAAGGAAAGAUAUUUGCAGGAAGACCCAGAACCGUAACAACAGACGUUCUGACCAGAGAUGGCAAGGACAUUGCAUUUGGAGAUUACAGUACUACCUGGAGAUUCCACAGGAAAAUAGUACAUGGAGCUCUGUGCAUGUUUGGAGAGGGCUCUGCCGCCAUCGAAAAGAUAAUCACUGCAGAGGCUCAGUCUCUGUGUGCAAUCCUGUCUGAGGCAGCAGCAGCUAGACUGGCCCUGGAUCUGUCUCCUGAGCUGACAAGGGCCGUCACCAAUGUCAUCUGUGCUCUCUGCUUUAACUCGUCCUACCGCCGAGGAGACCCAGAGUUUGAGGCCAUGCUGAGCUACAGCCAGGGCAUCGUGGAUACAGUGGCAAAGGACAGCCUGUUGGACAUCUUCCCCUGGUUACAGAUUUUUCCCAAUGCUGAUCUGCGUCUUCUCAAGAAAAGUGUUGCCGUCAGAGACCAACUUCUACAGAAGCAAUAUGAUAAACACAAGGCGGAUUACAGUGACUCUGUGCAGAGGGACCUGAUGGAUGCUCUGCUGAGAGCCAAGCGCAGCGCUGAGAACAACAACACAGUAGAGAUCGGGGCAGACUCUGUGGGUCUCAGUGACGAUCACCUCCUCAUGACUGUGGGAGACAUCUUCGGAGCCGGCGUGGAAACCACCAGCACCGUGCUCAAAUGGGCCAUAACUUACCUCAUCCAUCACCCACAGGUUCAAAGACAUAUCCAGGAGGAGCUGGACAGUAAAGUGGGGGGAGACAGGUCCCCCCAGCUCAGUGACAGAGGCAGUCUGCCUUACCUGGAGGCCACCAUCAAAGAGGUGUUAAGGAUCCGCCCUGUGGCCCCUCUGCUUAUCCCCCACGUGGCCCUCAGUGACAGCAGCAUCGGGGAUUUCACAGUGAGGAAGGGAACUCGAGUCAUCAUCAACCUGUGGUCUUUGCAUCAUGAUGAGAAGGAAUGGAAGAACCCUGAGCUCUUUGACCCUGGUCGGUUCUUGAACAGUGAAGGCACAGGCCUGAUCAUCCCGUCAGCCAGCUACCUGCCAUUUGGUGCGGGGGUUAGGGUGUGUCUGGGAGAGGCUUUGGCUAAGAUGGAGCUCUUUCUCUUUCUGUCCUGCAUCUUGCAACGCUUCACCCUCUCUGUCCCAUCGGGCCAACCCCUGCCCAGUUUAGAGGGCAAGUUUGGUGUGGUCCUCCAGCCUGCCAAGUACAACGUGAACGCCACACCCAGACCAGGCUGGGAGAGAAUCAAGUGCCAGCCAUGUUGAAAUGGCCCCAUGUUCCUAACAGCUUUGCAACUGAGGUUCGACUGAAGAGUGUACUGGGCCUUUUUUUUCUCAGCCAAACUCACAUCAUGCGAUAUGACGGAGCAUGGAGCACUGGACCAGGAAUAUCCUAGCAUCGUUUUGUGCACAGGACAUUAUUACCUGAUAUUGUAUUGAAAUCUCACCCAGAGCUCACGCUGCCAUAAAAUAGAGAAAAAAAACAGAUAUUUAGAGAGCAGCAGUGAGACAGCGACAUGUAUACAACAGGAAAAACUGUAUUAUUUGAAUUGUAUUUAUUACCAUUGUUUUGUGAUCAGAGCAUUUUUGGAUCAGAGCAUUUAAUUGUGUGCAAACAGGGAGUUUUGCCAAAUCUAAAAAGCUGGUAAUCAAUGUUGUUUCACCCACAAUACAAAAUAAAUCAAGGGGGGCUUAAAUGUAACUAUUCUAAAGACAUGUGUAUAACAUGUCUUUAUUCUGCCCGACUGAAAGCCUCCCUUAUAAAGUUUC
This is a messenger RNA of Labrus mixtus (cuckoo wrasse), 2198 nucleotides long. It is a transcript of the gene cyp17a1, whose product is annotated as steroid 17-alpha-hydroxylase/17,20 lyase. Bases 144 to 1694 code for a protein of 516 amino acids. Gene Ontology annotation, biological process: hormone biosynthetic process; progesterone metabolic process. Lineage: Eukaryota; Metazoa; Chordata; Actinopteri; Labriformes; Labridae. The transcript is spliced from 8 exons. The record is from RefSeq and is a predicted model, not a curated record. Gene Ontology annotation, molecular function: heme binding; iron ion binding; steroid 17-alpha-monooxygenase activity.